AUGGAAAUUAAGAAAUAUAAAAAUUUAUUAUUAUUAUUAUUAAAUUAAAACUAUUUUUAAAGGUAAAAUAAAAUUGGCAUUCAAGGCUGUUAAUCUGUCUCUAAGGCAAUCAAAAACAUGACUAAUUUAAAUAAACUCAUACUUAAUUUAAACUAUAAUAACAUCGAAGAUUAAGGUUUAAACUACAUAGCUUAAGCAAUAAUUAAACUAAAUAAACUUACUCAUUUUGUUAUUAAAGCUGAUUACUGUUUCAUUAAUAAGAAAGGAUUAACUUAUUUGAAUUAGUCUGUUUCUGAGUUAUUGAUACUGGAAAAGCUGGCUUAUUAUUUAAAUGGAAAUUAACUUGGAAAUGGAGGUUUUUCUAGCUUUUCUUUACUUAAUGACAAUAAUAAAAUAAAAGAAUUAUGCUUAUAAUUUAAUUCUAUUCAGAUAUUUGAAGACGACAUAUCUUAAUUAGGAAAUUUCUUAUCUUCAUUAAAAAUCCUUAAAUAUUUACAAUUAAGCUUUGACUCAAGUAAAUUAAACUAAGAAGCACUGAGAGAGUUAGGCUUAUAGAUUAGCAAAAGUCAAAGCAUUUAAAUUCUUUAUUUGAGUUUAAAGGAUAAUAAAAUAAAACAAGAAGACAUAAUUUAACUUGUUGAAGCAAUUUAAGGAUUAUCUAAUCUCAGAGAAAUUAUUAUUGAUUGUUACCAUAAUAAUAUCGGACUAGGUUAGAAAGGUCUAUCAUAAUUAGGAAAAGCCUUAUCAAACUUUCAAUAACUUCAAAGAAUCUCACUAAAUUUAAAUAUGAAUUUAUUAGAAAAUAACCACAUUUUUGAUUUAAGCUAAGAACUUAAGAAUUGUAAAAAUCUUCUAUAGAUCUAAUUAUAUGCAUAGGAUAAUUUGAUUAGCAAUUAAUGUAAUUUUAAGACAAAAGUUUUGUUUAAAAAAUUAAGAAGAUUAGUUUUAAUGUACUGCUGCUUUUGA
Messenger RNA from Tetrahymena thermophila SB210, 966 nucleotides. RefSeq lists its product as hypothetical. The record is from RefSeq and is a predicted model, not a curated record. The transcript has 10 exons. Gene Ontology annotation, cellular component: perinuclear region of cytoplasm; nucleus; cytosol. Gene Ontology annotation, molecular function: GTPase activator activity; small GTPase binding. Gene Ontology annotation, biological process: activation of GTPase activity; nucleocytoplasmic transport. NCBI's taxonomy places the organism in Eukaryota, Ciliophora, Oligohymenophorea, Hymenostomatida, Tetrahymenidae.